CGCCAGUCCCAUUGCGAUUUGCCACAUCGAGUCUCGCGAUGCUGAACAUGUUGACUUCUGCGGGCUGUUUUUUCGAUUUCCCACUCCCUAAACGUCCAGACACAACGACGCUUCUUGUUGAGGACUCGCCGGCCCUUUCCGCUGUCUGUGGAUGUUUUGAGUGCACUCUCCGUGCAGGCGUCAAGCAUGCGUUCUACGCCGUUUCACUUUCGAAUUUGAACGGUUUGUUUAGCGAACCUCCUCAGAGCCCGAGAGAAAACGUUUUGCUCAACGCUUUGCGUCCGAUCUUCCGAACCCCUCGCCCUCCGGUGUAGUACAUCUGGGCACAGCGUCUCGUCGCAGCGGCUGUUCUUGGAGGCAGCGCACGAGGGUCAUUCUUCUAUUUGGCCGUUUGGCGGCUCUUUCCGGGAAGAAAUCGUGGCGGACGCGAAGAAUCGAAGCGAAGGGAAGUUCGUCCGCACGCGAAUGAGUACGUUCACCGUCUGUUCCUCAGAACGGAGUCUCCGUAGUGCGUCGUCCAGCGAACUGGAGCAAUUUUUUUUCGCCCCGCGAAAAGACUGACUUCCUGCGGACCGCAGCUGCUGACAACGGCGCCGCCCCCGCGCAGCGCCUGUCCCACGGUUUUUUACUGGGAAAUCGACUGGCGAAGAUAGACACUUUUCCGACAGUUAUCCUCCGCGGACAAGUGAAGGACACAGACGGCAACGCAGAUUCCAGCAGCUCGGAUUCCGAGGCGAGCAGAGCGCGAGAAGGCACUUCGCCUUCUUCGAUCGAGAAAACAAGGAAAUUCGAGACAGGGGAAAAACGAAAUGCCGGUCCAGUGGUCACCCGCCCGCGACGCAGACGGAAGUUUGCAGAUUCUCCAGGGUCCUCACGGCGACGAGGAGGUGAUCGCAUGCCGCGAAGACGACGCCAAGCUUAUUCUCCAGGGUGAAAAUCAUGGUGUGGGGACUUUCUACAUCACUUCGCGACGUAUUGCGUGGCUCGCCAAGCCAGGCGCCGCCUCUGGAGACGAGCAGCGCAGGGACAUCUCGGUCGACUAUCCUUCAAUUGUGCUCCACGCUUUGUCGCGAGAUCCAAACAGCGGACACGAGCCGUGUAUCUACUGCCAGCUGAAGAGCGAUGCGGCGGCAGAGGACGACGAGGACUACGUCAUCCCAGAAAUGCGGAUCGUUCCUACGUCCUCAGAAAGACUGGACUCGCUGUUCAAAAUCAUGUCCGAAAUGGCUGCACUGAAUCCGGACCCCGACGCAGACGAUGGAGACGACGAUGAGGACGACUUCAUCAUCGAGGCUGACGGGCUGGGAGAAGGAACGUCCCUGCCGGGAGGCUGGGAAAUCGUCGAGGACGGUCAGACUGGAAACGGCGCGGGUGAGGACGGAAACGCCGGCGAACCGGAGGAUGCGCGGAUGAUGCCGAACGGACACUAGGCAGCGUUGAACAACGCAUGUAGACGCAGGCUGAACACUUGACUAGAAACACCGUUCUGUCUCGAUGGAACCCCCUUUCUGUGACACGCCGUAUCUUGAACACGAGCGCGGCUUCCACUCAGUGCACACUCCCCGGCUAAAUGCCAUGAAACAGCUUGAAGAAACUUUCGCAUGUGUUCAUGGAGCCACGCGAGUCGGCGUGAUCGAACUUGUGGAUCCUGGAGUAUGGGUGGACCUGAUUUUCGCGAGACACUCUGUGCCUCUUUUCGAAACUAGAGUGCGCGCAAGUGGGUCCUCGAAAGUGCACCAGGACCCCUCGAAACAGUUUGGGGCCGGGACCGAAAGGACUGGCAGCGAAAAAGUACCUACCAUUGUGAAUAACUGCUUAACAGCGGGUGGAUUGCACAAAUGCCGCAGCAAGCGGGUGCCACAGCACCGGCGCCGCGGAGGUUUCACAGCACCUAAGGUACGGGACAGCUACGGGCUUCCAGGCUGCUUAGGUCCGCUGAAGAUUUGUGUCGCUUCUCAAAAUCAGCGACGCAAGGACACAGCUUCGUGAGAGAGUAACCGAUCCCUAAAGUCCUUCAAACAUGGAGUCAGCGGGGCCUCUCGUUGGACUGUCACGUGAUGACACAGCAUGUGAACGCACUAUCGUGAAUCUUGGCUCUGCAAUACGUAUCGAAUGCCCCUUCGGCUACAGACGUUCGCACCUCUGCCAAGCUCCUCAAUCACCAGGUAUCGGAGAAAAGUGAGGCACAGUGCCCGUAGACAGGCGAAACAGUCGGAAGAGGGGACCAAGGUAGAGCUACGCGCGAAAGAGGGCGACGAGUGGCGCUGCAAAUGCGGGGGACUGAGGCAGAAGUGUUGAAAAGAGAACGAAUCAGACGGUCAAACUAAGGACAGGUAGAGACGACUUGAUGGCAUUCAGUACCGAGACCCCCGAAACGCCGACGAGGAGUCGAUGCCCUCGGCGACAUGUUGCCAGCACUCAGCAGGUGGCUACCGAAUGAAAGUUUAUCGACGUGCACAGCCAAGAUGCGCCUUCACACCACGGGGUCAAAGGAUACAUAAAACACGUUUCCUCCUAGGUGAAGACAGACGGAUUGUGCAGUUUCGAGUGUGUUCGACUCCCGGUCUCUUGAGCCUAACGGUGACGCAGAUAACGUCGCCUCGCGCCGGCGCUCUUGAGUGCAGCCGUUUCACGAGCAUAACGUGUCUCGAGUUUUGGCGGGAAGUUCAUCUCGCGUCCCGACUGCGGUGCCUUCACUCAUUUGUCGGUUUCGAAUAGCAGUUCGUAACAUCCACAUUUGUAGUUCAGAUUCCCACAAGGUGACAGACCUUGGCCGCCCGCCCAUGCCUUGGCUCAUAGGUAACGCGCCGACUGUCAGGUUCCACCUUGCUGUAG
Toxoplasma gondii ME49 is the source of this 2835-nucleotide messenger RNA. Its product is annotated as Nucleotide-sensitive chloride conductance regulator (ICln) protein. Gene Ontology annotation, cellular component: cytosol; spliceosomal complex. The record is from RefSeq and is a predicted model, not a curated record. The coding region runs from base 810 to 1430 and encodes 206 amino acids. The transcript has 5 exons. Lineage: Eukaryota; Apicomplexa; Conoidasida; Eucoccidiorida; Sarcocystidae. Gene Ontology annotation, biological process: mRNA cis splicing, via spliceosome.